UGGAGGUAGACGAUACAUGAGGGAGAGAAGAAGAAAAGUGAUGGUCCAAUGCAGGAAGUGAAGACAACAGAAGAUGUCACAUCUGUGCCUGAUACCCCGAAGGAAGAUGAUGGCGGAGGUAGGACGAUACAUGAGGGAGAGAAGAAGAAAAGUAAUGGAACAAUGCAGGAAAUGAAGACAACAGAAGAUGUCACAUCUGUGCUUGAUACCCCGAAGGAAGAUGAUGACGAAGGGAGGACGAUACACGAGAGAGAGAAGAAAAGUGAUGGUCCAAUGCAGGAAGUGAAGACAACAGAAGAUGUCACAUCUGUGCCUGAUACCCCGAAGGAAGACGAUGGCGGAGGUAGGACGAUACAUGAGGGAGAGAAGAAGAAAAGUGAUGGUCCAAUGCAGGAAGUGAAGACAACAGAAGAUGUCACAUCUGUGCCUGAUACCUCAAGGAAGAUGAUGCAUGAGGUAGGACGAUACAUGAGGGGGAGAAGAAGACAAGUGAUGGUCCAAUGCAGGAAGUGA
Haliotis rubra (blacklip abalone) is the source of this 513-nucleotide messenger RNA. RefSeq lists its product as uncharacterized. The record is from RefSeq and is a predicted model, not a curated record. The transcript has 2 exons. Lineage: Eukaryota; Metazoa; Mollusca; Gastropoda; Lepetellida; Haliotidae. Bases 49 to 513 code for a protein of 154 amino acids.